Mytilinidion resinicola is the source of this 1849-nucleotide messenger RNA. RefSeq lists its product as uncharacterized. The transcript is spliced from 6 exons. Bases 31 to 1812 code for a protein of 593 amino acids. Lineage: Eukaryota; Fungi; Ascomycota; Dothideomycetes; Mytilinidiales; Mytilinidiaceae. The record is from RefSeq and is a predicted model, not a curated record.
AAGAAAAAAGUUCACAAAGUGGUGUUUGAGAUGGUCAAGACGAAGAAAAAGCCACUGAAGGCGAUGAACACAUUCCAUAUCAAGCCUCCCGAAGGGUACACUUAUGUUCCCGCUGGCAGCCCCGACCUCACGGAGCGCUGUAAGGAUCUAUGCCGACGGGAAAACCUGCUAGCAUAUCUAGUUACGGAGAAGCCCGUUCGCGCUAUCCAUCGCGACCCAGGAAAGGUCGCUCAUCACGUCCACCGAAUUGGAUUCCACUUUCCAUCCAAUGUCGUAGACAUGGCUUGCGACUAUCAUGGUUAUGUUCAGCACCCUAACGGAACCUACUAUCGGCCCAGAGAUCUCAAUGAAUCCCACAGGAUCGUUCGCAGCCUGGAUACGCAUCGUGAACGCAUCGGCAAAGGCCGUAAUCUGACCGUCCAAGAAACGAAGGAUCAGAUCGGGGCAGCUAUGCUCGAUCUAUUCCCUAACAUUCCGGACGAUGACAUGAAUGAGGUCAUCAGGCGUGCUUUUGGCGAGGACGAAAAAACGGUUGGCAAUGACAGAGAUUUAGGCUUACCCCGCCGUGUGCAGCUUGCCGUGGGCGCUCACAUUCGGCACCAGUACACCAACUAUGACCAGCUCCUGAGGUCCAUGCACCGGGACGAUGCCAGAAUUGUAGUUGAGCAAGAUUGCCUUAACGUUAUGAAAAAAUGGUGUGGGGAAGAUCCAGAACAAUUGGAAGAAGCCUUCCGUGAGGUGAUAAUCCUCGACGAUGACGACGAAGAGGACGAUGGUGGCCAGCUCAAAAUUCAAGGCGGCAGGUCUGAGGACGAUGAGGAAGACGAUGACAUUGAGAUCAUUUCAGGCGAAGCCAGAUCCCAAGACCUCGUACUUUAUUCUCGCGAUGUUGCAGCUACUCAUCAUUUCGAGACUCGCAACGCUGCCCGCGCUCGCGAAGAGGCCUACGUUGUGCGUCCCCCGUCUUCGCGCAAUGGCCUGAGCCUGUCAGCUUCAGCCGUCAAUCAGGACCAUCGUCGUUCCGAUCCUGCAUACCGUCCGGAACAACUCGUCCUCGCCCACUUAGCCCACCCACGUCUACCCGAGCAUCGUACCGGUUACUUACGCGCCAAAACACCCAAGCGAGAGUAUCGACUAGCUCCUACCAGACCCACGGCUUCAUCCUUGAUUUCACCCCGGCAGAGUGCACCAUUUCAAGGAAGAGAUGUUCACGGGCGGCUUUUCAACCUGCAACCGGUAGAGGACGAACCACUUCCAGUACGUCCCAACGCGGUAGGACAUCGCGACCUCUUAUAUGCUGCACCUAACCCAGUACAUCCCCGUCUUGACUCACAGCGUGUUCGGACGCAUGCUGAAGCGGGACGCCACCAGCUCCCUCGUAUGCCUGACACAAAUAUCUCACUGUCGAGAGACGCAUACAUCUGGCUUCCGAAGACCGUAGAUCAUGAGCAUGAUAAGCCCAUUCCUUCAAUUGAACGAGAUGUUGCUCCGCCAGACUACGGACUCAUGCAUCCGAAGGUAACUCCUUCGUAUCACGAGGCGAGAUACAAGUUGAGAGACAGAGAUCGUCCUCUGCCCCCGCCACCCAUGGCAUACCCCUUUGAAGGUAACCUAUCGCACCAAAACUCAAUUGACGCUUCUGUUGGAAUUGCUGCUAAAGGCCAUGGACCCAGCCACACAUAUCAACGACAGAAUCUGGUAUGUUCGCCAAGUGUAACGGAACGGGACCUCUUCAACGCUAAAUCAGAAUCCUCAUCAGCGCGAUCAGCUCGUCGAGCUCUCAUGGGCCUAGUUAUUCCCCCGAAACUAUAGCUGGACGCCUUUCAAUAUCGGGAGGUUACAAUUCUGG